Molecule: messenger RNA, 3585 nt
Organism: Caenorhabditis remanei
Lineage: Eukaryota; Metazoa; Nematoda; Chromadorea; Rhabditida; Rhabditidae
Exons: 6
Coding region: 1-3585 (1194 amino acids)
Biological process (GO): protein dephosphorylation
Molecular function (GO): protein tyrosine phosphatase activity
Source: RefSeq, a predicted model, not a curated record
AUGUAUCCUAUAAUUUCAGCGCCAACAACUACUAUCAAGCCAAAGCCUUAUCCUCACACUACGACAAAUGCAAUUUCCACUUCUCCUCCACGUACUAAUCCGCCUGAUCGUGGUUUCAAGUAUAACGAUCUGAAUGAUGAUGAAUCAGACUUAACCACCGAAUCCAACUUCCUUAUCUUCCUCACCAAAAUCUCCUCCAUCGCUCGUCUUGCCAAUACAAUCAAAUUGCAAUCAGACAUCAUGAAUCAUUCUGGAAUCGACAAUACAAUCGGUGAGCUUCUCAACUUGGGUCCCUCCAAUGCGUCCGAUCUUCGGAAACUAAAAAUAAGUGGUCUGAAUAAGUUUAUGGAUGUUCUGAAGACUACUAUCCAAUCAAUCGAUAUGAAUAAUUAUGUGAAGGACGGUGAACGUUAUAUCAGCGUUUGCGAAGGCAUUCGGGUUGGAGCGAAACCUAUUCGUAGCAACUCGCCGUAUUCUUUUCCGUUUUCUUUUCGAGCUGAAUUUUAUAAAAAAGUAGAAGGUUUCCUGUAUAAAUUCAAUGACAGCGUGAUCGACAAUGCACUCGGAAAACUGAGAUCAAUAUCCACUACUCUUCAAACAGUACAGACGUAUUCAUUGGAUGAGUUAGUUUUUGAGAAUGAAGUGAUCGAAGUUGUCAGAGGCUUUCAAAAUCUUUCAAAUGAAAUGGAGGAUGCGAAGAAUGAUGUUAUUCAAUUGAAAGAACAUAUUGCAUCUCUGUCCGACUAUCAAUAUUUUAAAGAUGAAUACGAACGGAAUCCAGAGUUAGAAAAACCAAUGAUAUUGAUUGGUCUCGCCGAAACUUGUAGGGAUUUUCGGCGUGUGAAAAUACCUUCUUCAGUUCAGAGGGUUUUAAAACGGAACUUCGGUAUACUAGAUGAUAUGAAAGAAUUCGUGAAAUCGCUUGGAAGUGUUUUUGAUUUUAUCGAGACAAAUAUGAUCAAGUAUCCAAAUGCUCCAUCAGCAGAUCUCAAAGGAUUUGGAGCAAUCAGUCAAUUGUCAUCUGAAAUCGAUGAUCAUUCGUUGAAUGGAUUAUUGAAAAAUCAAACGAAUAUAGAGAAGUUGAUGGAUGGAUUGAGUCCGAUUUUCACGGCACAAAAAACAUCAAAACUGGCAAAUAUAAGCUUCUCGACGAACCAGAAGACUCGUGAUGUUGUUUCAAAUAUCUAUUCAAUUGUGAGAGAUUUGAAUGAAAUUUCAUCGAAAGUUGGAAACCAAGAUAGCAUAUUCAAUGAUUAUCGGCAUUGUUUGAAUACAAGUGAAUAUUUUUUAGACGGCGACCUGCCUAAUGCUCUGGUUCAUGAAGCUGACAUGUGCGACAACCUCUAUAUACUAUCGAUGUUUUGGAUCGAUUAUCAAAAACUUACAACUGAGCUGACCAAUAUAACAAGUUUAAUAACAUUAAAAGAUCCAAAUGACAUUCUGGUAUCUUACACUGAAAUUUCAAAGGUUCACGUUCAAUUGAAAUCAAUACUGAACGAACUGCAAAAGUCGUUGGAUAACUUUAAGAAAAUCCCUAUAUACUUCACUGCCAAAAGCUUUUAUUAUGACAUUCAAAAAGUUUUGAGGUUUAAAGACUCGAUACGAGGUGAACUUGAAAAUGAAGGCUUUUCAAACGAAUACAUGGUUCACAACUGUUUGGAAAAGAUAGGAAGUCGGUCAAGAGAUGUGUUCCUAGCGAGUCGAUUGAUCCGAAAAUUAGCCGCUUAUGUUGGAUCGGAGCAGUUUAUUCUCUUGAAGACCUACUUCGAUAGUCUCAAGAAUCCUGUAAAACUAUUCAAAGCUUAUAAAUCAAUUGGGAAUAAGAUGAUGAAGAAGUCGGAGAAAAAGAAAGUUCAUGAACUGAACAAAAUAGAUUGGUCACUGGCAACUACGAUUGAUAGAGCAGUGACUGGAUUCAAAAAUGUUUUGGAAGUGAAGAAAUUGGUGGAGCUGAAAAUGUUGGAGCGAUUGCUGAGGAAUAAGCUAAGUGUACGCAAUGAGAUUGUGAAAAUUCGAGUGUGGAGUAUAUACCGGAAAUUGCAUAAGAAAUGGAGAAAAGUUUACGAUGUCAUCGCUCGGAUUGAGAUGGGUCUCGAGUUUUUUGAAAAUUGGAUCCAGAAAAAAGAUAUAUCGACAUUAAGAAAUAUUUCGGAGUAUGGAUCAUUCUUCACUGGUUUCGAGAAGAUGCCUGAUAUGUGGAUAGAUGAUUCGUUAUUAGAAGUACUGGAUUACGUGAUACCACUGGUUGAGAAUGGGACAUUGCGGAAUGAGUUGAUUAUUUUGAAAUCAAAAUUGAAUCGGAUGGCUUCUAUGGAUUUGAAGUUCUCUAAGUAUAACUAUGAAAAAGUUCCGGAAGCAUUCGGAAAGUUUGACAAGUUUUUGAAUGAAUUCUUCUCUGAAGAUUUGCCGAUUGGUUCAGAGGAAGUGACGGAGGAUUGGACCAUCUACUACAUGUGCCUCCUACUCCUCAUUUUCAUUCUAAUCACUGGAAUCGUUCUAUUCAUUUUGUGGUACUACAAACUGCUCUGCUUCAAACAACGGAAAAAUAGGACCCUGUGCUCAGUUGUCGAUAUGGAUGCAGAUGAUAAAACAGUGAAUCCAUUGACAGAAGACCUUCUCGUCAUUAUGGUUGUGAAUGCGUCAAUGGGUGCGAUUCAGCAGAAAUACGAGUUAUGGAUGGAGUUGAUGAAGAUGGUGGUGAAUGAGACAAGAAAUGAGAAUAGAGCAUUUCCGUAUGUUCAAUUGGCUAUUCGAAAGAAUUGGGAUGUCAAACUUCCAUUGAAUCCGUGGACGGCACUUCAAUCCAUCAGAAUUCAUGCGAAUACUUUUAUGACUCGGAUUGGAAACAUUUUCACAGUUACACAGGGACCCAUGAAUGCUUCCGAUGACCACGACGACACACGCAUCGAUUUCCUCUCAUUGAUCGUCAAGGACGAGGUGGAAUACGCGGUGAUGAUUGGACAAGCUCAAUCAGAAGAUGAUCCGAAAGACCCCAACCUCUGUGCCGCAUAUUUCAGUCAAGGUCCAGGUGGAUCAGUCAAGAUUGGACCGUUUACUGUGGAGACACUGGACGAGGCACCAUUUAUGUGCCAGGGAACAGCCCAAAUUGAUGUGACACUGCGGACUCUGAAGAUUACGGACAAAAGAAAGAAGAAGGUCUCUCGGACAAUCAAACACUUCCAUAUGUCUACUUGGAAUGAUGAGGAUAUUCCUCCAUUUGGAUAUGAGAUGUGUUAUCAGGUUAUGCAGACGAUCAUCAAGUCAAAAAAACCCAUCCUGGUUCACAACACAAAAGGAGUUGGCAGUGCGAUGGCUUUUGUGGGACUGGAAUACACUUCGAGAAUGAUGGAAUACCAUGAGGAGUACACGUACAAAGAUGCAUUUGGAAAAUUGAUUGAAAAACGUUACUGCUCAUUUCAAAAUGCUCGCCAAAUUGGAUGGAUGCACGUGGGAUCCAUCUUCUUCACCAGCCGUAACCAUAAUCUGGAUAUGUACAUGUUCAAUCAGAUGAACAAUGUCUUCUUGGAAGUGGAUAGAGCAAACAGUGGAGUUCCGAAGAAUGAGAAUGGUGUCAAGUGGUGCUAG